Molecule: messenger RNA, 2263 nt
Organism: Ruditapes philippinarum (Manila clam)
Lineage: Eukaryota; Metazoa; Mollusca; Bivalvia; Venerida; Veneridae
Exons: 2
Coding region: 72-1811 (579 amino acids)
Biological process (GO): positive regulation of DNA-templated transcription
Cellular component (GO): chromatin; nucleoplasm
Molecular function (GO): ubiquitin-protein transferase activity; zinc ion binding; protein binding
Source: RefSeq, a predicted model, not a curated record
UUAAUCUUCCGCGUCCCAAAGAUCGAGUUGAGACACAUUGAAAAAGAUCAAUACUCUUCUUUUAUAACAAAAUGGAGGUGUCUGGGCAGAUAACUGUAGACACAAAGCAGAUCCCUCAAUUAUUCUGUUUUCCAUGCGACCAAGAUGGACGGAAGGAGCCGGCUUAUGGCUAUUGUCAAGACUGCCAGGAGCACCUCUGCAAAACUUGCUUUGAACAUCAUACAAGACCAAAGCCAGCUAGGAAUCACGUACUGCUUGACAAAGACGAAAUGCCACUUCAGCCAAUUACCGUUGACAUUAACUUGGAUACAACGGACAACUGUACUGAACAUACAAAUAAACCUCUGGAGUUCUACUGUAACAAUCACGAUGCUAUAACAUUUUACGUGUGUGUUACACUUAAACAUAAACAAUGUAGAGUGGACUAUAUUCCUGAUGUUUCAGGAAAUUUGUCGGACGAGUUGAAAAAUUUGACUACAAAGAUGGAAAUGAUGGUCAAGGAGUAUGGAUCAAAAAUCAGACGGACUGAAGCUUCGACAAAACAACUUGAUCAAAGUCAUGGAAAAGUCGUUGAAGAAAUAAAGUUUUUCAGGAAAGAAAUAAACGCAUAUUUGGAUCAGAUGGAGUCUAUAAUAGUAAAGGAAGCCGAUAAUCUUACUACCGCAGCAAAGCUAAAACUCAAGAAUGUCAAAGUUGUCUGCGGAGAGAUAGUUGAGGAAGUGAAGCGUUCACAAUCAGUUUUAAAUGCUUUAAAUAAGGAAAACAAACACAAAAAACUUUUUAUUGAAAUGAAAAAUGUACGAUCCGUUAUGACAACACUAACUGACAAAGGAACACGCGCUAUCGAGUACAACAAAACAGAUGAUUGCAUCAAAUUUGUCCGUGACGAAGAUAUACUUAUGCAGUUGAAGAUUGCGAAAAGCUUUGGAACUACUUUAACGUAUGAAGCACCCACAGCAGAUAUGAAAUUAGAAGCUCAAUAUGAAAAAGCAUGUUACAUGACAUUUUCAUCUGAAAAUCAAUGUAAUAUCGUUGGAAUGGUAAUGAUUUCUGACACACGAAUGCUUGUGGCUGAUAAUCGCAAUAAAGUUAUUAAAAUGAUUGAUGUAAACACGGGAGCGCUGAUAUCAAAAAUAACCCUGUCUUCGGCACCAUCUGAUGUUACAAAGCUUCCAGACAAUAAGCUUGCAGUCGCCAUACCUGAUGAAAAGUGUUUACAGAUGAUGUCUUACAAUGCCUCAACUUUGACGUUAGAUCGUCGAAUAAAUGUUGGAGUAGAGUGUAAGUGUGUAGCUUAUGGUCAAGGUAAGCUAGUAGUCGGCUGUGGUUGUUUUAGCAGAAGAAAGCUAGUUAUUUUAGAUAUUAUAGGAAAUAUAACACAGGCGUUUGAUGCUCCUGGAUUGUUUGAUUCACCUCAAAAGAUUAUUAUUAGCAGGGAUGAGAAAUUCAUGUAUGUAUCUAAUUACAAGGACAUAUUUUUCUCUCGCAAGACUGGCAAGUGUAUAAAAAUGGACUGGCAAGGUACGGUCGUACAAACAUACGAGGAUUGCAUACUAGGAUUUCCAAAUGGAAUACAAGAGUUAGAAGAUGGAACACUGCUAGUGUGCUACAGUAACAAUCCACGUAUUGAAAGACUGUCGAGCAGCUUCAAGAAAUGUGAGGUUGUGGGAUUCGAGCAAGCAAAUCUGGCUGCUCCUAACACUGUAACAUACAGUGAAAGAGAUCACAGACUGUUCAUUAGUUGUUGUUCUUCCUCGCAAUAUAAUUAUGGAAAUAACACAAUUAAGGUAUUCAAUGUAAGAUGGAAAUGACAGCUGGAAAGAACAUUAUAUUAAGUUUUUGAUUCUACAUACUAGUAUAUGCCUCAUCUGAUACAACAAAAAUAAUCCAUAGUAAACCUUUUUCACAAUCCUGAACAUAAAACAAACAAAUUAAAUAAAUUUGUUUCAUAAGUAGUCAUUUUGAAACUUUUCCUUAGUGUAUAAAUAUCGUUUUUGUUUUGUAUACAGUGUUACACAGAAUAAAUUAUGUUUUUUUUUCAGUAAUGUGUAGUGAAUCAGAAGCAUAAUUUGUAAACUCAUUCAAUUUGAAAGUUUCAUUAUCCACGGCAAUGUUAGUUGUUAUUUUCAUUUUUUGUCAUUCAUUCAUAAUUUAAUGUUGUACAUGAUUGAUCGUCUUCCGCAUAACCUUUGAACUUGUUUUAGCGCAAAAUUGGUAACUAAAUUGAUAACUACUUUUUAACUUCAAAGAACUUAUUCUGCAU